UAAUAAAAAUAUUAAAUAUAUGCUCAAAUAAUUAUUUAUUUUAUUGUUGACUUCAUUAUUCCUUACUGAAGCAGCUGAAAAUUAAUUGACUAUUGCUUUCGGAUCAUGCUUUAAAUUUUACAGAACUCAUGAUACAGAUGUUUUUUAAAGAAUUUAAUCUUUUAAUCCUAAAUAUUUUUUUUGGUUAGGAGAUGCUGCUUAUAUUGAUUACAUGCCUAUUCUUGGUAUUUGGAGAUCAGAACUUAAUGAAACUAGAGUUAAAGAAAAAUUUGAUAUCACUAAUGAUGAUAAAUAUUAUGUUCNCCAGUUGAAAAGAGAGGUUUUGGAAGAGGAGGAAGAGGAUAAAGAGAAAGAAGAGAAGGAGGAGCUCCAAGAUAAAAUAGAGGUCCAAGAAGAUUUGGAGGAGAAUAAGAAUGGACUCCAUUAACUAAAUUAGGUAGAUUAGUAAAGGCAGGUAAAAUUAAGAGUCUCGAAACAAUCUUCUAAUUUUCAAUUCCUAUUAAAGGUAAAUUUGAAUAAUUUAUAUAUUUUAGAAUAUUAAAUAGUUGAUCAUUUCCUUAAGAAUUUGAAAGAAGAACCACUUGCACUUGGUCCAGUUUAAAAACAAACUUGUGCAGGUUAAAGAACAAGAUUUAAGGCAUAUGUUGUAGUAGGAGAUGGUCAUUAACAUAUUGGAUUGGGAUGGAAAUCAGCCAAAGAAGUUUAAGGAGCAAUUAAAGGAGCAGUCAUUAAUGCUAAAUUAAAUUUGAUUCCAGUAAGAAAAGGAUAUUGGGGAAAUAAGAUUGCUUAACCACAUACAGUCCCAUGUAAAGUAACAGGAAAAGAAGGAUCAGUCAGAGUUAGAUUAGUACCAGCACCUAGAGGUACUGGUAUCGUUGCUGCCAUUACAUCAAAGAAAGUCUUAUAAAUGGCAGGAAUUUAAGAUUGUUAUACUUAAUCAAAGGGAAGUACAAGAACUAGAUCUAAUUUCUUAAAGGCUACAUUCCAUGCUCUUAAGGAAACAUACAAUUUCCUUACACCAGAUCUUUGGGGACAUACUAAAUUAGAAUCAACACCAUUCUAAGAACACAGCGAAUAUUUAGCUGCCUUAAAAUGAGAUCAAUUUAUCAUUAGUAUAAUAAAAAUAUUAAAU
This is a messenger RNA of Paramecium sonneborni, 1132 nucleotides long. The record is from the annotation of a GenBank genome assembly. Lineage: Eukaryota; Ciliophora; Oligohymenophorea; Peniculida; Parameciidae.